Rhodotorula graminis WP1 is the source of this 588-nucleotide messenger RNA. RefSeq lists its product as uncharacterized. The record is from RefSeq and is a predicted model, not a curated record. Lineage: Eukaryota; Fungi; Basidiomycota; Microbotryomycetes; Sporidiobolales; Sporidiobolaceae. The coding region runs from base 1 to 588 and encodes 195 amino acids. The transcript has 4 exons.
AUGGCUAAAGGAGGCGGCCGUCACGCCAUUUCCCAGAGUAAGGAGGACUCUAGCGCAGAGAACCUCCACGUGCACUACUGCUUAUGCGGCGAGUUCCUCCUCGUCCUCGACGCCCCUCUCGCCGCCCUCGCCCGCCGACCCGCCGACGGCGCCCUCGUCCUGCCCAACUCUGGGCCCGCCCAGCGCGUGUACAAGCUCAACGCGUCCGAGGUCGGCAAGGACCUCGUCAAGCCCGACACCAAGGCCAAGAAGGGCGAGGCCGACGCCGUCGGCGGCGCGGCCCAGGUCGGCGCGGCGGGCAAGGAGGGCAACGGCGUCUUGGUCAACCGCGAGGGCGGGUUCGAGUUCCAGCGGAGGCUCUUUUGCCCACGGUGUCAGCUCCAGGUGGGGUACGAGACGCGCCCAGGCGAGGGCCAGCGCGGUCCAGCGACCUUUAUCCUUCCAGGCGCCCUCUCGACCGUGCAGAACCAGGCGCCGGCAGACGCGUUCGGCCCGCCAGCUGUCACCGAGGCGGGAGAUGUGUCUGGAGGUGCAGAGCAGGCGGCCAGGGAGGGAGCCGAGGCGGGCGGAGCGGCGGUCGCGGCAUGA